Molecule: messenger RNA, 2175 nt
Organism: Cylicocyclus nassatus
Lineage: Eukaryota; Metazoa; Nematoda; Chromadorea; Rhabditida; Strongylidae
Source: the annotation of a GenBank genome assembly
AUGAUCUACUCAGUAUAUUGCGGCCCCGCACCCUCAGCCUUUGAUUUUGAUGUUGAAGAGCCGUCAACAACUCUCGCGUUGAUGGGCAUAUUUACAGCGUGCUGGGGUUGUCGCAAGCGCAAUCCCGCAAAUGCGAAUCCACAGCAGAGCGCUGGAAACCAGGAUAGAGGCGUCAGAAGCACAGGGCAAAUCUUCUCACUUACUGAAGCGAAACCUCGUCCGCUUCGACGUAUGACCGUACCCAGUCCUUUUUCUGAAAGUGUGGUUAGCGAGUUCGACGAAAUGGAAAUGGUUCUUCCUCAGUAUCCUACAAACUUUUCAAGGAAAGGGACAGUAGAAGAUGAGGAGGCAAAGAAAACAGAUCCGCAAAUGGCUCCUGCUUCAGCAAGAGCUGGGUAUGGAACACUGCCACGUAGUGUCAACGCCCAAUUUUACAACUGUGCACAGCCUCAGGGACAUUACGCGCAGCCACAGCAGCUGCGCGCUUGUCUUUCUGACGGCAUGCUGAACUAUCUAGUACCCGGACACGCGCCGUCAUACGGCGAGUACCCAACGGGCCUGCUUCAGUUUCCCAUGCAGCCGCCUCCUGGGUAUACUCUUGAUCCAUACUCGUCUGAUCCCGGCUUGUACAUGCAAAAACAAUUACAGCAGCUGAAUUAUCCUAUGUCAGCCCAUGGCGUUACCGGCUUCUCACUUCAUCAACCUUCAACGGUUGGUAUCUCUAUGAUGACUCCUCCUGCAUCUGCUUAUUCGUCCGUGCAAGCUAUGCCACCGUCACUAGAUCAGCACAGUUCCUCACCCUCGUAUACCCUUCAGCAACCUCCUCAACCUACUCAGCUGAUGUCAACAGCUGGAAUGAUGAGUGCACAGCAUCAGCAGCAGCUCUAUCAGCAACAGUAUGCGCCUUACCAAGGCACACCACAGCUGGAAAAUCAACCUCCACUGGAAUAUGAAUCUCACGAGGGUGCGUCUACGUUCCGACUGCACAGCAAGGAUGCAUCGUCUAGCCGCAUCGAUCCACCACUAGAGAUCAAUCGUAAUUUGACAAACGGGGGCAUGACAUAUCAGAAGGACCAAGUGCAAAGGCAGUCGCCUUGCCCAGUCGGAGCAGGACCAAGACGGUCGAGAGAUUCUCGUGAAGGGGAAGCAGUUGCACCAGAACCGGAGCGAGUGCGAGUGCAGGAUUCAGAAACUACAGUUGCUUCACCGCAGCCAUCAGCGUCUCGUGAUCCAUCGAACAAUACUAGCGGCGCGUCCACUGAAGAGAAGGCAACUGUUCCUCCGGGAGUAACAUUUGAGGUUACUGAUGACCAAGCAGCGGAAGAUUUCGAUAAGAUUGCUGAACAACGUCGUCAAGCAAAACGGGCAGCACUGCUGACAAAAAUGAUGAUGCGCAAGGAGGAAAAUAAAAGAAAGGUCGAUCAAGGAAAGCAGAGAAAUGCCGAGAAGAGACUUGCUGAAAUCGCACGUCGGAUGGCAGAGCAGCGGAAACUAGAGAAAGAGCUGCAGCGACAGAAGAUCUUGGACGACUUCAGACGGCGGAAGAUGGGAGAAGAGUUGGGAGUUAAAUUCAGAUCGAAUUCGGCUCGAAGUUGUCGUGGACACUCACAACCACCUUUUGUCCGUACGAAAUCACAGAUGUCCGAAUCAGCAAUGGGUGCCGACAGGAAAAGGGGCGAAGAGGGGCGUCCACCUAGGGCACGAAGUCAAUCCGCGGUUGACCGACGUAACUCGGUUGCAAGCUUGCAGGAGCCAACUCAUAAGUUGUUUGCCAAAGCUGCACUGAAAUCGAAUCGUGGUCUGAUAAUCAAUGCUCUGCAAUAUAGCGUGUUCCCAGGACCUGUCGACGACCUAACGAGAAUGAAGACAAUGACUGAUCUGGCUGCUUCGGAUGCCAAACACUUCCUCAUUCUUUUCCGCGACUACAAGUACCGAGGCCUUUAUAGUUGGGAUCAGAUUUCCGACACCGCUAUCAAAAUUUCUGGUCAAGGGCCUCCGAAAUGCUCCGAAAGCAUCAUGAAGUUGAUGUUCAAGUACGAUUCGGGUGCGAAGAACUUCUCACAGAUUCCUACAAAACAUCUCGGUGCAACUAUUGAUGGUUUCUGUAUCCAAGAUCGGUUUUGGCAAAUGCCGAAAACCCCUUGUAGCAGCGCAGCAUCUCAUCGGAUUGACUGA